This is a messenger RNA of Erinaceus europaeus (western European hedgehog), 2195 nucleotides long. Its product is annotated as GTPase IMAP family member 7-like. Gene Ontology annotation, molecular function: GTP binding. The transcript has 3 exons. NCBI's taxonomy places the organism in Eukaryota, Metazoa, Chordata, Mammalia, Eulipotyphla, Erinaceidae. Bases 81 to 1670 code for a protein of 529 amino acids. The record is from RefSeq and is a predicted model, not a curated record.
UCGCAACAGCUCCUCCCUCGCUUCCUCUCUCGUCCUCCUUAAUAUCCUGACUUUGCACUGACCUCAGAAACCGAGGAGGAAUGCAGGACCCUGGCUUUCCAGGUGCUCAAGGUAUGAUGGCAGGCCAAGUCCCCACACAGUACUGGAACAGCCAAGGAAACCAAGGCCUCAGAGAUUCACAACUGAGACUUGUCUUGAUGGGUCCAAGUAGGGCAGGAAAAAGUGCCACAGGGAACAGCAUCUUGGGGAAGAGAGUGUUCCAGUCUGGCCUUGCAGCCGAAAGUAUCACCAAGGUCUGUGCCAGAGGCACCAGCACGUGGAAUGGAAGAGAAGUUGUAGUGGUGGACAUGCCUGGCAUUUUUGACAGUGAUGUCAGGGAUGCUGAAACCAGCAAGGAGAUGGAUCACUGCUUUGUCCUGAGCUCCCCGGGGCCUCAUGCUCUGCUCCUGGUGGUCCCGCUAUGCCACUACACCCAGGAAGAGCGCAAGGCCAUGGAGAGGUUGCGGAAGACCCUUGGUGACACAGCCAAGGGACACAUGAUCCUCUUAUUCACUCGGAAAGAUGACCUGGAAGGUGUGGAUUUCCUCGAGUACCUAAAGACAGCUCCAGAAGGCAUUCGAGAGCUGGCAGGCAUGUUUGCUGACCGCUUCUGCCUGUUCAACAACAGGGCAACAGGACCAGAACAGGAGGCUCAGAGGGCACAGCUUCUGGAUUUGGUCCAGAAAGUGGUGAUGCAGAAUGAAGGAGGAUUCUACAAAAACAAGAAAUGCCAGAAGGUCUCUAUGAACAUGGCUGACCAAGUCUUCAAGGACUCCCUGAGAAUCGUUCUUGUGGGGAAAACCGGCAGUGGGAAAAGCGCCACAGGGAACACAAUCAUUGGAGGAAAAGUAUUUAAAUCUGGACACUCAGCGCAUGCCAUCACCAAGAACUGCCAAAAAGAGUAUCGAGAGUGGAAAGGGAAACAGCUCCUGGUGGUGGACACCCCAGGGCUCUUUGACACCAAGGAGAAACUGGACACGACCUGCAGAGAGAUCAGCCAAUGUGUCCUCUUUACCAGACCUGGCCCUCACGCCAUCAUCCUGGUGGUGGAGCUGCGUCGUUUCACAGAAGAAGAACAGAAAACCAUUGCACUGAUCAAGGCUCUCUUUGGGAACUCUGUCAUGAAACACAUGAUCAUCCUCUUCACACGCAAGGAUGAGCUGGAGGGGAAGUGUCUGACUGACUUCAUAGCAGAAUCAACUGUAAACCUAAGAAACAUCAUCAAGGAGUGUGACGACCGCUACUGCGCCUUCAACAACAAGGCCCAGUGGGUGGAGAACGACUGUCAACUGCAGGAGCUGAUACAGGUGAUAGAGAAAAUGGUGCAGAAGAACAAAGGAGGCUAUUUCUCAGACAAUAUUUACAAGGAUGUCGAAGAGAGACUGAAGCAGAAGCAAGAAAAACUGAAGAAAAUCUAUGACGACCAACUGAAGAACGAAAUUAAACUUGUGGAGGAGGAAUGUGCUGGGAUGUCAAGGGAAAAAAUAGAGGAAAAGAUCAAUGUACUGAAGGAGCAGUAUGAAAACAAAAUGAAACAUCUUAAAGAAGAAGCUGAGAGCAGUGUGUUUGCAGAUCUGACAGAUGCAAUUAAGAAGAUCCUCUCCAAAAUAUGGAACAUGUUUUCCAAGUAAAAGAAGAGUCAGAAUUGCUUCUCAGUCAGCUCUCACUAGAUUGUACUACACUGAGCUCGAUGGCAAUAUUUUCCAUGCCACCUGUGCUUCUUACACGCUGAAAUUGAUGCUCUUCGUCUAGACUUGUGGGAUGAGUCAUUCUGAUGGGGAUUAAUUGGACUCUGGGGAUUGUUUUGAUCAACACACCAUGGAGUAUCAGCUUGUGACUUCCAUAGUUAGAUAACAGAGAAUGCUUCUGAGCUUCUCUAGGAUCCCAGAUCUUGGAACUUGGUUACCAUAUUAUUGAGAAGUCAAGCUUCUCAAGGAGAGACCCACAGGAAGUGGACAUGAAAUCUUUGCCUAUUUGUUGGUCAAUCUCCCAUAUAUCUGUCGGAACCAAACUACCAGUCCCUACAGUGAGGCAACACAGAUCAUGACCCAGGUUCCAACUGAACCACCUUGGAUAAAGUGCAAGGCCAAGCCCUCUCCCCUUAACCUGACCCACAAUUCAGGUUGCUAACAAAAGUAAAGAAUUGCUUUCAACCA